AUGAAGAACCGCGCGCGCAUGAAGUGCGACGAGGUGACGGCGAAGUUCGUCGACUGCAGCAAAGUUCACUUCCUGUCCGUCGCGUGGCAGUGCCGCGCGGAGCUGCACGCCAUGAACGAGUGCAUGAAGCAGUACACCACCGACGACACCCUCGAGGAGUUCAAGCGGCGCUGGGUCGCCGCGGGCAUGCCCUCGGACCCCAAGCACGACCUGUGGCCAGAGGAGAAGCCCGAGUGGGUCGCAUACGUGCGCCGGCGAGAGGAGCGCGACCCGCCGAAGAAGGACGGCAUGAGCGCCCUGAAGAAGCAGUUCUACAACGCGUGA
Pedinophyceae sp. YPF-701 is the source of this 324-nucleotide messenger RNA. The record is from the annotation of a GenBank genome assembly. Lineage: Eukaryota; Viridiplantae; Chlorophyta; Pedinophyceae.